This is a messenger RNA of Conger conger (European conger), 805 nucleotides long. RefSeq names its product chromosome 17 C2orf76 homolog (gene c17h2orf76). The record is from RefSeq and is a predicted model, not a curated record. The coding region runs from base 152 to 529 and encodes 125 amino acids. Lineage: Eukaryota; Metazoa; Chordata; Actinopteri; Anguilliformes; Congridae. The transcript is spliced from 6 exons.
CCCGAUGCAUUGAUGAGUGUGAGCAACCCGGAAACCCGACAAGCCUAUGAAAGCCACCCUGAGGCCAUCUGUUCGGGAAAUUUGCAAACUUUGUAACUGCGAUAUGCAGUUAGGUUAAGCUAUUUGUCAGACAAAUUAUUAGGCCAUCAUCAUGUCAUCUGAGGCGGUGCUAACUGUUCGUCUAGUGAGAUCUUUUGAGCAUCGAAACUUCAAACCUGUGGUCUUCCGAAGCGUAAAUCUUGACCAAACAGUAGAGGAAUUUACUGCACUUGUUAAAACAGAUGUCUCGACAAGAGCGGGAGUGCCACCUCCCUUCAAGAAAUUCGAAUACGAUACAAUGAAAAUCAUCCACCAGGCACAUGGUGCAAAGACCAAUGAAUUGGUGAUGAGCCUGGAAGAUGACGACAAACUUCUAUUGAGAGAGGGCAUGAGCCUUAGAGCUGCAGGAGUUGCCAAUGAAACUGAACUGGCCUUCUUCCGGAACGAAGAUUAUGAAACCUACAAGGCAAAUCCUAAAGCAGUCUGGUGACACAUGGCAAAGCAUUGGAGAGUAUGAAAAUUUGUGAUGCUAGCACGGAAGAAAACGACAAUGCACAGACUUAGGUUUUCAAGGAUAGGGUGGCAAUAGAAUUUUAAUUUAACCCAUAUACUGGUUCCCUGUUCAAUACAUUUCAUUUUGAGGAGGGCUGCCAAUAUGCUUCAGUUUUAAUGAUCUGUUCCACUCCUCUUCGAGAGGAGCUGUAUUCAAAUAAAACAUGAUUUAUUUUUAUGGACUUUAUAUCAAAUAAAUGUCUUCAAGCAUUCA